Molecule: messenger RNA, 312 nt
Organism: Schistosoma spindalis
Lineage: Eukaryota; Metazoa; Platyhelminthes; Trematoda; Strigeidida; Schistosomatidae
Source: the annotation of a GenBank genome assembly
AUGAUGAAUAUAAUAUUGUUUCUUACUUUAUCAAAUAUAUUAGUCUUUAACUAUGCACAAAAUCAAACAAACUUACUUGGUGAUAUAAUAAAAUCAAGAUGUACUCACUGGAAGAUUGAACAUGGAGCUACUAAUAUAAGUUGUAAUGAGAUCUGGAAUUCGUUUGAGAGCAUUUUAAUUUCUCCUGGUGCUAAAUCAGAAUGUGCUAUGAAACCAAAAUUAUACGAUGAUUUUGUAUAUCAGUUAUUUGAAUUAGAACAACAACAACAUACAAUUCAAACUGAAAUUAUUCAACUGGAUCAAUCAAAAUAA